Messenger RNA from Knipowitschia caucasica, 270 nucleotides. NCBI's taxonomy places the organism in Eukaryota, Metazoa, Chordata, Actinopteri, Gobiiformes, Gobiidae. The record is from the annotation of a GenBank genome assembly.
AUGAGGACGGGAGGCCGAGGACAGGAGGAGGGGAGACAGAGGAGAGACAGAGGAGAGACAGAGGAGAGACAGAGGAGAGACCGAGGAGAGGCCGAGGAGAGGCCGAGGAGAGACCGAGAGGAGGCCGAGAGGAGACCGAGAGGAGGCCGAGAGGAGAGGCCGAGGAGAGACCGAGAGGAGGCCGAGAGGAGACCGAGAGGAGACCGAGAGGAGGCCGAGAGGAGGCCGAGAGGAGACCGAGAGGAGACCGAGAGGAGACAGAGCAAAUAA